AUGCCCGCUCGUCUCGUAUCACAUGCGGCGCUUGGCGAGGGUGGCUGCAACUGGAACCGUGCCGCGGUGAACGAUCCCUAUAGCUCACUGGGUUUUAAGUCAAAGCCGAUUACUGACCACUGUCAGUAUUAUCGCAAAGCACGCCGAACUGAGUCUAUCAUGCAUAAGCCGACUCACAGCAUGUUUCGGAACGAUAUCUCGGGACCGGACCUCAAUACCCCGACUGCCACCUCCUCUUCUGCCCAUCUCACUCCUAUGCAGCCUGAUCUUUGUUCGAAGCCACCGCUGGUGUGGGACUGGGAUCUUGAACAUGAAGAUAGGAAGAAGGAAGCGAAGGCUGAUGCCGCCAUACAUGGUGUCCCGCCCUUUCAGGUCGACAGAAAGCUGCUCAAAGACAUCGUGCAUGAGAGAAUGAGCACUGAAGUAGCACGGAUUCACUUCUUGGGCGCAGGGACCUUUCAUAAGGGCUACCUGAUCACACUCGCAGAUGGUCGGGAAGUGGUUGCCCGUGUGGCUCGGCGUUUUAUGCCUCGUCUUAAGACAGAAUCCGAAGUGGCCACGAUGAAGUAUCUCCGCGAACACACGUCCAUCCCCGUGCCCACAGUGUAUGACUACGACGCUAAUCCGUACAACCGGCUGGGCGGGGAAUACAUUCUCAUGUCCAAGGCGAAAGGGAUCCAACUCGGAAAGGUGUUCCACUCAAUGGGCCAUAAUGAGCUCAUCGCGCUCAUGGAGAACCUCGCGUCGCUGGUGAUCCCGCUGUUCGCGUAUCGGUUUCCGCGCAUCGGCUCGCUGUACGAGGGGUCAGGCCCAGCGGGGCCGGGCGGCGGGUCGUCCAUGUCCCCGACGCCCACGGCAACAUCGCCCACGAGGCCGUGCUUCGUCGGGGCGGGCAACUUCCACCUGGGGCCGAUUAUUUCGUGGCCGUUCUUCGGGUCGAACCGCGGGGAGCUGCUGCACCCGCAGGAGGUUAACCGCGGGCCGUGGGACAGCACGCACGCCUACCUCCUCGCGUGCGCGGAACGGGAGAUCAACGGGGUGAUUCUCGAGAACGAGGGCAAGGUGGCACCCCACCGACUGCACCUGGACCCAGACGAGAUCUUAGCUUCGCGGCACCACCAGGUCAAGGGGCUGCCCGGAGACGAGAGCGACCAGAGCGACGAGUGGGACUGGGAUGAGAGCGAGGGGGAGUGGGACGGCCCGGGUGAUACCAUGUACAGGGAUUACCGGAGGAUGCAGCGCAGCACGUUCCUGGUCGCCCAUCUCACGGAGCGCGAGGAUCGCGUGCGGGAGGAGAUGAGCAGGUUUGUACAUAUGAUGGAGCGGUUGGGCGUAGUGGCGCACGAGGAGGGCGACGGUGGUGGCGGAGAGGAAUUUUCGCUAGACUGUCACGACUUGAGCCUGGAGAACGUCUUCGUGGAUGAGAAUGAUCACUCCAAGAUUACUUGUGUGAUCGAUUGGGAAUCUACGACUACUCGUCCGUUAUGGGCGUGUGCACACGUCCCUACGUUCAUGCAGUCCAGCCCUUUCACUGCCAAAUUCUUCCGAGCUACAGUAGAGAAGAUGGCCACUCAGCGCCGCACCGUCGUUGUCGAGGGUCGGAAGAUGGACUUUGGUGCGAUUGCGACGGAGUGGCUCAACCUUGAAUCUACUGGUGCGCGUCUGCGCAUGGCGCACCGGUGCAUCGAGUGGGAUGGCUGGGAAGAAGGGCUCGUGGAGAGCAUCCUUGGCCCUUCGGACCAGGAGUCCGACUGGUUCAGGAGCUGGGAAGAGCUCUAUGCCGAGGCGCACACUCCCAUCGACCAUGCCAACGUCAUUUGCAGCUCGGAGUCGUCUGGGUCGCCCACGCUCAACGAAUCUGACGAAGAGGCACAGAAACGCAUAACAAAAGGAGAUGCGGGCGCGAACGCGGACAACGAUGCGAAGAAGCGGGCGCAUGCCCCGAUGGUCGCGAAGGUCGUCGCGGAGGAGAAGAAGAAGGAGAAGCUGCUCAAUGCCACCGGCGACAUCUGCGGCGGACGCGGCGGAGAGCUGGGCAGAAGGCUCGAAGCUUGGCUGUAUAUCCAUGGCAACGAGGAUGGGCAUAUUGACCUGCAGAGACGAUGGGAGGGUGACGAGGAGGAAGGGUGA
Molecule: messenger RNA, 2130 nt
Organism: Sparassis crispa
Lineage: Eukaryota; Fungi; Basidiomycota; Agaricomycetes; Polyporales; Sparassidaceae
Exons: 6
Coding region: 1-2130 (709 amino acids)
Cellular component (GO): mitochondrion
Source: RefSeq, a predicted model, not a curated record